UUUAACCAGAGCAGCACCUCUUGUAUCCGCUUUAUAUAUUGUGAUUCUUAGUAAUUACUUGUAUUUGAGGAAAAGAUUUCUCAGCUUUAAACUGUUGGAAAACCACUUUCAGUGUAUGGUUCUCACAUAAUGUCUUGGGGUCGUGCUGAUGUUUCUUAUCAGUUGAACUUACAUAUUGUACCACUAAAUCAAAUAAAGGAGGACUUUUAUCCAUCCAGAGAAAAAAAGUGAGUUAAUAUAAAUCUUUUAAAAAAUACUCUCUUUUGUGUAUUUCUCAAAUACAUUGCUCUUAAAUCUUUACUACUUGCUUCAGCUUAGCUACACUAGAUUCUUGUCUAAAAUAUGUGAUUUAGUACCAAAUGUUAAAUAUAGCUAGUUAUUUGAAGUGUAAUUUUAGCAUUACUUUAUUGUCGGUGUUUGUUCUAGCUCAUGGAGGACUUUGAGAACUACUGCUUUAGAUCGUAUGAGAACAUGGCAUCUGUUAGGAAUGGAAGUGACUUAGGAAGCUUCAUUCUGAUGAUAGUUUUGGUCAUUUACCUGACGUUCUUUCGUUCAUUUGCGUAUACAUCCGGGUGAUUGCUCUUAGGAGUCUGUUCAAAGCACCUACUAUGUAGAAGGUACUGUUAGGCACCGGAAAAAUAAUGGACAGGACACAGGGACCCUGCCCUCAAGCAGCAUGCGGUCUGGUAGCAGACAGAGACGAACAGCAGAGGGUGCCAGAGCAAAAUAAGAGAGUUCUGGGGAAGACCCUCGGAGGAGGCUUAAUGAGAUGAAGGACUGGGGAAGGAUUUCUGAAAGUAUGUCUGCCCCAAGCUGAGUUUUUAAUGUAAAUUAGCCAAGUAGAAGGUGGGAUGAGGGAGUGGAAGAGGCAUUCUAGACAAAGAAUAGCAAAAAUACAUGCCAGGAAGGGAUGGGCCAGUUUAAUAAAUGCUCUUUCCCAAAUGAUGGGCAAACAAAAGCCAUGUCAUAUCUACAGAAUCAGUUAUCACUGGAAGUGAGACUUGUUUUAUAUUUUUAACAAAUUCUCUGGCUGAUUUUUUUCACACUAAAAUUUGUGAAGGCUUACAGGCCAAAUGUAUGUGUUUUCCUAAUACAAAUUCACUCCUAGCCCACUUACAAAUGUGCAGAACCAAAAGCAUUUUAAAACACUUCUUUCACAAUAAAUAGCUUCUCAAAGUAUUUCAUUUACUCCCUCAGCAAUACAGAGAAAAAAAGAAAGGUAAGUAAAUACAGGAAUUUCUUAACUUCAUCCCAGGAAUGAAGGUUCAUAUUCUACAAUCUAUUUCCCCAGCCAUGAGUCUUUUCAGCAUCUCACCUUGCCUUUCUGGCCUUCCCUUUAGGCGUCCUCUAGAAACUUACUCUGUUUUUAUUCUCAGGUUAGAAUUACCAGAGUAAGGGGUGAAAUGUUGGAAUAGUCUUUAAGCCUCUCAAUUUUUAGAGUGAUUCUGAUGCAGAUAGUUGGAAGACCACACAUUAGAACAACACUGACUCUAGCACACAAAGAUACCUAGGUAGGUUCUGAAAAUAAAAGGAUGGAUUACAAGCGUAACUCUCAAUCUCCCCACUCCCAAGACCCCCCAUUAAUGUUCCUCCACGAUAUUUCUAUAACUCCCAGGCCCUACCUUUGAGUCCAUGGUAGAAGAGAAGUUAUUACAGACUUUCUUUAAGAAGGGAUAUCUUCUAAGGAGGAUCAAAGCUUUAUUUCAGAGCUUGACCUUAGCCAAAAUUCAAGGCUCAUAUAGUAAAUUGGAUAAGUAUGGCUUUGAAUGUCUUCUGUUAGCCUGGCAUUGUGCUAGGCCCAGAGGGGUUCAUAGAAGAAAAGCCAGACAUAACCCCUGCCUUCAGAGGGAACAAAUGGACACACACACACAGAGAACUGACAAUAGCAUGUCUAAGAUUGAGGCAACCUUCUAUAAAGAAGAAGUUUCUAAAGUGUCAUGUGAACUCUCAUGAGCAACAUGGUGAAGCAGCAGCAAUGGCUUCACAAAAGAAAUGACACUGGAGCUGGACCUGGAAGGAUUUUGAUGGGCCAAGAAGUUGGCAAGGGCCUUCCAGUUUAAGGAAAUGACCUAAGCAAAGAUAUAGAGUUUUCAAAGUUCAUUGUUUGUUUGGCAAUAGUGAAUGGUCUUGGGUAGCUGGAGCAGAGUAUGCGAUAGGGAUGUUGUGAGACUGAAAAUGUAAGUUAGGACCAGUUUGUGGCAUUGGGAACGUGAGUCUAUAAAACCUGGGAGGGUUGCAGUUAUGAAACCAGACAGUAAGUUUUUUGCUACCCUGAAGUUAAACAGGGAAACCUCUGAUAGAUUGGAUUCCAGACAGACUCUGAGAGGGUUGUAGUCAUGGUGGGCCUAUGAUAAUCCGUUCUCCUGAUGAACCCUCUUACUCUGAGAUUUCUAGGUAUCUGGCUGAGUUUUGGAGAACUCUGAAGGUGGAGCUGCCCAGCACAACCUGGAUUCUCUGGAGGCUCCUGAGGAAGCUGCAGAAAUGCCAUAAUGUGCCCAUCCAGGAGAAGAUGGCCUAUGUGGCUGUUGCUGUGACAGAUGCCCUUUAUGAGGUGUUUGUGGGAAACAGGCUCCGAGCAGCUACGUUCCGACUCUUUCCUCAGCUUCUCAUGACCCUGCUCAUCCAGGUUCAUCACAGCAUCGGCCUCACCAUGUCUGAUGUUGCCAUCCCAAGUGGCCUGUACACAGAACAGGAAGUGUCUUCAGCGGUCACCCCUUUGUGCUUCGCCAUACAGGCUACAAAGACUCUCCUCCUCAGAACACAGUGCAAGCAGGAAUUCCACAUCAUGGAAAAGAAUAAAGGAUGGACCCUCCUGGCAGGAAAAGAUUGUCAUCUUCAGGGAAUAUCUCUCCUUGCCAACGCAUUGCUGGAAAGAAAUCACCUCCUCGCAUGUAAGGUCAUGUACUUGUUAGUCCCUCUUCUUAACCGAGGGAACGAUAAACAUAAACUCACAUCUGCAGCCUUUUUUGUAGAGCUUCUACAGAGCCCAGUGUCUAGGAGACUGCCCAGCAUAUACUCUGUUGCUCGCUUGAAAGACUGGCUACGACAUGAAAAUAACCUCUUUAAAAUUGCUGCCCUAAAGGGACUGUACUAUCUCAUCAGACACCAGGAGAUGAGGGAAGACAUCGAAAGCCUGUUGUCAUGCAUCUUAGACCUCUUAUGUGACACCGACGAGAAGAUUGUUUUGCUGGCCAUCCAGAUUCUCCUGCAGCACGUUAGGACAAUGGAUUCCCCCACCCUGACUGCCAUGAUGAGGACCCUGUUCUCCUUAUUUGGUGAUGUGAGACCUGAUGUUCAUCGUUUCUCUGUGACACUUUUUGGAGCCUCCAUCAAGUCUGUGAAACACACAGAUAAGAAGAGUGUAGAGAACCAAGUCCUGGACAGCUUGGUCCCACUACUUCUAUAUACUCAGGAUGAAAAUGAUGCAGUAGCUGAGGAGAGCAGGCGAGUCCUCACUACAUGUGCCCAGUUCCUGAAGUGGAAGCUGCCGCAAGCAGUGUAUCGCAAAGGCCCCUGGUAUAUCAACCCUGAUGAAGUUGGGACAAUCAGCAAAUUCUUUGGAAACAAAUGCAAGGGGAAAGUUAACAUCCUAGCCCAAACAUUGAUGUUCUCCAAGAAUGCAAAACUUCCUAUCAGAAGAGCAGCAGUCUUGCUUGUAGGGCUCUUUGCAAAGUACAUGGAUCACCACGAGGUCGGGAUGAAGGGUACUGACUGGAUACAGGAUGAUCUGAGAAAUCUGCUGAAUGACCCUGAGCCCUCUCUGCGCAUCAUAGCCUCCCAGGCUCUGCACCGAGUCCAGAAGGUGGGGACUAACCCAGAUGCCGAGCAGACAGUUUUCGGGUGGAGGAAGCUCUUAUGUCAUUUUCCUAUCUAGAAAAUGCAAGAUAAGCAA
Hipposideros armiger (great roundleaf bat) is the source of this 3892-nucleotide messenger RNA. Its product is annotated as maestro heat-like repeat-containing protein family member 7. The transcript is spliced from 11 exons. Gene Ontology annotation, cellular component: cytoplasm. The record is from RefSeq and is a predicted model, not a curated record. Lineage: Eukaryota; Metazoa; Chordata; Mammalia; Chiroptera; Hipposideridae. The coding region runs from base 2348 to 3874 and encodes 508 amino acids.